This is a messenger RNA of Hevea brasiliensis (rubber tree), 2573 nucleotides long. RefSeq names its product pentatricopeptide repeat-containing protein At3g47530. The transcript has a single exon. The coding region runs from base 62 to 1909 and encodes 615 amino acids. Lineage: Eukaryota; Viridiplantae; Streptophyta; Magnoliopsida; Malpighiales; Euphorbiaceae. The record is from RefSeq and is a predicted model, not a curated record. Gene Ontology annotation, molecular function: RNA binding; protein binding; zinc ion binding. Gene Ontology annotation, biological process: RNA modification.
AGUAGUCGUUGAUCACAAUUCAUAAACAAGUUUGAAUUCUUUCAAAACACAGACAAAACCAAUGAUCCAAAUCUCACAUCCCUUUAAAUUAAAUUGUUACUAUCUCUAUCUAUUCCGGCCUCUCUUUCUCUCUCGUUUCACCACCGCUGCCACAAUCCCUUCGCUAGCAAAACCACCGCAGCAACACUUGAUUUCCCUCAUAAAAUCAUGCACCCAAAAGUCCCAUUUGCUCCAGAUUCAUGCCCAACUCAUCCGCAACUCUCUCUUUCAAGAAUCUACCUUCUCUCUCCCUUUCUUGUCCCGUGUAGCACUCUCUCCGUUCCAAGAUAUCAGCUAUUCCCGCCAAAUAUUCUCUCAAACCCCAAACCCAUCUGUUUUCCAUUACAACGCCAUGAUAAGAGCUUACUCCAGGAGCAAUUCACCUAUUGAAGGAUUCUUAUUGUAUCAGGAUAUGAGACACAGAGGUUUGCAUGCGGACCGGUUAUCUAUGUCCUUUGUUAUCAAGUGUUUUGUUAGAGUUUCCUCUUUAAUGGGUGGCGUACAGGUUCAUGCUAGGAUUUUAAGAGAUGGUCAUCAAUCAGAUAGUUUAUUACUUACUAAUUUGAUGGAUUUGUAUUCGCUUUGCGAGAAGGGAGAUGCAGCGUGCAAAGUGUUUGAUGAGAUACCUCAGAGAGAUACUGUUGCUUGGAAUGUGUUGAUUUCCUGUUUUAUUCGUAAUCGUAGGACCAGGGAUGUUUUAGGUUUAUUUGAUGCUAUGGUAAAUGGUGAGUUUGGGUGUGAACCAGAUGACGUUACAUGCUUGCUUCUGCUUCAAGCUUGCGCGAACUUGGGUGCUCUUGAAUUUGGUGAAAAGGUUCAUUGUUACAUUCAAGAACACGGAUAUGGUGAUGCUAUGAAUCUGUGCAAUUCGCUUGUAGCUAUGUAUUCGCGGUGCGGGUGUUUGGACAAAGCAUAUGGUGUGUUUCAGAGCAUGCGCAAUAAAAAUGUAGUUACAUGGACUGCCAUGAUUUCUGGUCUUGCAAUGAAUGGGCAUGGAAGAGAAGCUAUUGAAGCAUUUCGAGAGAUGCAAAGAAUAGGUGUUUUGCCUGAUGAUCAAACUUUUACUGGAGUUCUUUCUGCUUGUAGUCACUGUGGGUUGGUUGACGAAGGAAUGCUGUUUUUUGAUAUAAUGACCCAAGAUUUUGCGAUAGCUCCUAACAUUCAUCAUUAUGGGUGUGUGGUCGAUCUUUUAGGUCGUGCAGGAGAGCUUGAUCGGGCAUAUCAGGUUAUCAUGUCAAUGGAGGUCAAGCCAGAUUCAACAAUAUGGAGGACCUUACUAGGGGCUUGUAGGAUUCAUAGGCACGUUACACUUGGAGAACGUGUGGUUGGGCAUUUAAUUGAACUUAAGGCUCAGGAGGCUGGGGAUUAUGUUUUGUUGUUGAAUAUAUAUUCCUCAGUUGGGAAUUGGGAGAAGGUGACGGAAUUGAGAAAGUAUAUGAAGGAGAAAGGUAUCCAAACUACAGCCGGCUGUAGUUCAAUUCAAUUGAAUGGUGAGAUUCAUGAGUUUGUUGUGGAUGAUGUUUCUCAUCCUAGAAAGGAAGAGAUUUAUGAUAUGCUGAAUGAGAUUAAUAAGCAGCUCAAGAUUGCUGGUUAUGUUGUUGAAAUAACAUCUGAACUGCACAAUUUGGGUGCAAAAGAAAAGACUUAUGUACUUUCUUAUCAUAGUGAGAAGUUGGCAAUUGCUUUUGGAGUUCUCGCAACACCACCAGGCACAACAAUUAGAGUAGCCAAGAAUCUUCGGAUCUGUGUUGAUUGCCACAACUUUGCUAAGUUUCUCUCGGGGGUUUAUAAUCGAGAUCUAAUCAUAAGAGACCGUACUAGGUUUCACCAUUUCUGUCAAGGAAGCUGUUCCUGCAAUGACUACUGGUAAUAAUAAUUGAGAACAAUUAUUGGUACCAACAUUUGGGGUUGGAUAAGAAAACCUCAAGUAUCAUCAUGAAAUGCGAUUACUGUGAUUGAAAGGAACAGCUUCAGCCUUCAGUGUAAUGAUCAAUCUAUCUCCACAGGACACACCAAUGGUUUAAAUUUGGGUCUAUUUGGAGAUAUCUGGCUCAAGUCCUACUGGGAUGAGGUGGGAAGGUUUUGUGAAAUGGGGAAGGCUGUGACGUCUAUCUCACAAGGUCAAAAAGGGGGAAACAAGAAGCAAGCAGCUUCUGUGUGAGACAUCUUCUCCAGUGUGAAUAGUGGCAGAGAAGGGCUUUGGAACCUGUGGAUCCUGAACCUAUUGCGAAUGAACGGAUGCCUUGGAGAAUUGUUGCCGGUUGCACAAGCAUUUGUCUAAUAUUGUUCAGCUUCUAUCUGAGAGGCACAAGAUAGCUAUAGACCACUGUGACUCCGUUCUAAACCCGGAAUGCUAGUGUCCUCGUACUUGUAUUAUUUGUUAACGAGACCAAAUUUUAUAACCCAGAAAUACCAAAGUUAGUGCGAACAACAGCUAUGAAGUUUGUAUUUUGCUUCUGACUUGAAAAACAUUUACCACUGAACGUUGUCCUGACAAAGACAGAAAAUGCAGAAGUCUAUGCCACUGCUUACAA